Messenger RNA from Xyrauchen texanus (razorback sucker), 10699 nucleotides. RefSeq lists its product as uncharacterized. The annotation marks the transcript as partial. The transcript is spliced from 94 exons. The record is from RefSeq and is a predicted model, not a curated record. NCBI's taxonomy places the organism in Eukaryota, Metazoa, Chordata, Actinopteri, Cypriniformes, Catostomidae.
AUGAUUUCCACAUCAACACCCCAAAACACUACAAUGCUUCCAACAACCACGACUGUAUCUCCCACAGCCGUAACACUAAUUCGAACAUCAACUAAUGCUCCAACAGAAAUGCAAAUUGUGGUAUCCACAACAACACCCCUGACCACUACAACAUUUCCAACAACCUCAACCACAGCUCCAAUAACCACAACAGUGUCUCCUACAACCACAACUCCUAUUCCAACAACAACAAGUGAUCUAAACAGCACAACUUUGCCUUCCACAACAACACUUCCAACAGCUAUGACUGAGGCUCCCACAACAACAACAAAUGCUCCAAUCACAUCACCUAUUCCAACAACAGCAAAAACAAAUGCUCCAACAAGCACAACUGUGACAUCCACAACAAAACCCCCAACUACUACAACACUUUCAACAACCACAACCACAGUUCAGACUAAAACUGAGACAAAACAUGCACCAACCACAGCUGCAAUAACGACAAAUGUUUCUGCAACAAGUACAACAUUGGCUUCCAUAACAUCACCCCCUACAAUUACUACAUUUCCAAUGACCACAACCACAGCUCAGACUACUGCAACUACAACAAAUGCACCAAUCACAACUCCAAAAAUAACAACUGUUGCUCCCUCAAGCACAUCUGUGGCUUCUACAACAAAUCCCCCGACCACAAUAACACUUUCAACAACCACAACUGAGGCUCCCAUAACAACAGCACAUAUUCCAACAACAACUAAUGCUCCAACCACAAUGCAAUUUUCAAAAACAUCAACUCUUGCUUCAACAACCUCAACACUUCCAACAACUGCACCUACAACAAGCAUAACUUUGGCUUCCACAACAACCACUCCAACCAUUACAACAAUACCAACAACCACAGCUCCAACAAGUACAUCUGUGGGUUCCACAACCACUCCUUCAACAUCAACGACACUUCCAACAACCAGAACCUUAGCUCCAAAAAGCACGACUAAUGCACUGAUGACAACAAUACAAACACCCCCGACCACUAAAACACUUCCAAUAACCACGACCUCAGCUUCUACAAGCACAACUGAGAUGCCAAUAGCAAAAACGCAAAUUCAUACUACAACAACAGUUUCUCCAACGGUGGCUUCCAUAGCAACAUCUAGUGCCCCUACGAGCUCUUCAAACCAAGUAUUUGGUUCAGCUUUGGUGACAAGCAAACUGCUGUUCAACUCUUCAUCACCAGUCCCAAGUGAAGAACUAGUCCUCCGUGCAGUCACCAAUCUCCUGAGCUCCAGACAGUCACAGCUCAGCAAAUCAGUGGAGGUGGUAAACAUCACCUACAAGAAAGUCUCAGAAACCUCCUACGUAGUCAUCUUUACAUUUAACGUGAUGAACAUCACCAUGCCAGAGGAUCCUGAUCUAAGGAGCAGCACUUACCAACAAGUGAAGGAUGCUAUCAAUAAUGUGCUGAACACUCUUCUGAAUGAUCCUCACAGCCUGAUCUUGGCACCCAUAUCAUCCAAUUUCAUGAGCACAUCAAACCAAAUCAGAGGCAGUAUGGAAUACUCAUUCCAUGAUGGAGAUCUCAUACAACCAGUCAGCUUCCUCAAUGAACUUCAUCAACUGAUGGGCUUUACCACUACACCAACAUCUUCUGUGAUAACAUCUAACGCCCCUGUGAGCUCUUCAAACCAAGUAUUUGGUUCAGCUUUGGUGACAAGCAAACUGCUGUUCAACUCUUCAUCACCAGUCCCAAGUGAAGAACUAGUCCUCCGUGCAGUCACCAAUCUCCUGAGCUCCAGACAGUCACAGCUCAGCAAAUCAGUGGAGGUGGUAAACAUCACCUACGAGAAAGUCUCAGAAACCUCCUACGUAGUCAUCUUUACAUUUAACGUGAUGAACAUCACCAUGCCAGAGGAUCCUGAUCUAAGGAGCAGCACUUACCAACAAGUGAAGGAUGCUAUCAAUAAUGUGCUGAACACUCUUCUGAAUGAUCCUCACAGCCUGAUCUUGGCCCCCAUAUCAUCCAAUUUCAUGAGCACAUCAAACCAAAUCAGUGGCAGUAUGGAAUACUCAUUCCAUGAUGGAGAUCUCAUACAACCAGUCAGCUUCCUCAAUGAACUUCAUCAACUGAUGGGCUUUACCACUACACCAACAUCUUCUGUGAUAACAUCUAACGCCCCUGUGAGCUCUUCAAACCAAGUAUUUGGUUCAGCUUUGGUGACAAGCAAACUGCUGUUCAACUCUUCAUCACCAGUCCCAAGUGAAGAACUAGUCCUCCGUGCAGUCACCAAUCUCCUGAAAUCCAGACAGUCACAGCUCAGCAAAUCAGUGGAGGUGGUAAACAUCACCUACGAGAAAAUCUCAGAAACCUCCUACGUAGUCAUCUUUACAUUUAACGUGAUGAACAUCACCAUGCCAGAGGAUCCUGAUCUAAGGAGCAGCACUUACCAACAAGUGAAGGAUGCUAUCAAUAAUGUGCUGAACACUCUUCUGAAUGAUCCUCACAGCCUGAUCUUGGCACCCAUAUCAUCCAAUUUCAUGAGCACAUCAAACCAAAUCAGUGGCAGUAUGGAAUACUCAUUCCAUGAUGGAGAUCUCAUACAACCAGUCAGCUUCCUCAAUGAACUUCAUCAACUGAUGGGCUUUACCACUACACCAACAUUUUCUGUGAUAACAUCUAACGCCCCUGUGAGCUCUUCAAACCAAGUAUUUGGUUCAGCUUUGGUGACAAGCAAACUGCUGUUCAACUCUUCAUCACCAGUCCCAAGUGAAGAACUAGUCCUCCGUGCAGUCACCAAUCUCCUGAAAUCCAGACAGUCACAGCUCAGCAAAUCAGUGGAGGUAGUAAACAUCACCUACGAGAAAAUCUCAGAAACCUCCUACGUAGUCAUCUUUACAUUUAACGUGAUGAACAUCACCAUGCCAGAGGAUCCUGAUCUAAGGAGCAGCACUUACCAACAAGUGAAGGAUGCUAUCAAUAAUGUGCUGAACACCCUUCUGAAUGAACCUCACAGCCUGAUCUUGGCACCCAUAUCAUCCAAUUUCAUGAGCACAUCAAACCAAAUCAGUGGCAGUAUGGAAUACUCAUUCCAUGAUGGAGAUCUCAUACAACCAGUCAGCUUCCUCAAUGAACUUCAUCAACUGAUGGGCUUUACCACUACACCAACAUCUUCUGUGAUAACAUCUAACACCCCUGUGAGUUCUUCAAACCAAGUAUUUGGUUCAGCUUUGGUGACAAGCAAACUGCUGUUCAACUCUUCAUCACCAGUCCCAAGUGAAGAACUAGUCCUCCGUGCAGUCACCAAUCUCCUGAAAUCCAGACAGUCACAGCUCAGCAAAUCAGUGGAGGUGGUAAACAUCACCUACGAGAAAAUCUCAGAAACCUCCUACGUAGUCAUCUUUACAUUUAACGUGAUGAACAUCUCCAUGCCAGAGGAUCCUGAUCUAAGGAGCAGCACUUACCAACAAGUGAAGGAUGCUAUCAAUAAUGUGCUGAACACUCUUCUGAAUGAUCCUCACAGCCUGAUCUUGGCACCCAUAUCAUCCAAUUUCAUGAGCACAUCAAACCAAAUCAGUGGCAGUAUGGAAUACUCAUUCCAUGAUGGAGAUCUCAUACAACCAGUCAGCUUCCUCAAUGAACUUCAUCAACUGAUGGGCUUUACCACUACACCAACAUCUUCUGUGAUAACAUCUAACGCCCCUGUGAGCUCUUCAAACCAAGUAUUUGGUUCAGCUUUGGUGACAAGCAAACUGCUGUUCAACUCUUCAUCACCAGUCCCAAGUGAAGAACUAGUCCUCCGUGCAGUCACCAAUCUCCUGAAAUCCAGACAGUCACAGCUCAGCAAAUCAGUGGAGGUGGCAAACAUCACCUACGAGAAAAUCUCAGAAACCUCCUACGUAGUCAUCUUUACAUUUAACGUGAUGAACAUCUCCAUGCCAGAGGAUCCUGAUCUAAGGAGCAGCACUUACCAACAAGUGAAGGAUGCUAUCAAUAAUGUGCUGAACACUCUUCUGAAUGAUCCUCACAGCCUGAUCUUGGCACCCAUAUCAUCCAAUUUCAUGAGCACAUCAAACCAAAUCAGUGGCAGUAUGGAAUACUCAUUCCAUGAUGGAGAUCUCAUACAACCAGUCAGCUUCCUCAAUGAACUUCAUCAACUGAUGGGCUUUACCACUACACCAACAUUUUCUGUGAUAACAUCUAACGCCCCUGUGAGCUCUUCAAACCAAGUAUUUGGUUCAGCUUUGGUGACAAGCAAACUGCUGUUCAACUCUUCAUCACCAGUCCCAAGUGAAGAACUAGUCCUCCGUGCAGUCACCAAUCUCCUGAAAUCCAGACAGUCACAGCUCAGCAAAUCAGUGGAGGUGGCAAACAUCACCUACGAGAAAAUCUCAGAAACCUCCUACGUAGUCAUCUUUACAUUUAACGUGAUGAACAUCACCAUGCCAGAGGAUCCUGAUCUAAGCAGCAGCACUUACCAACAAGUGAAGGAUGCUAUCAAUAAUGUGCUGAACAUCCUUCUGAAUGAUCCUCACAGCCUGAUCUUGGCACCCAUAUCAUCCAAUUUCAUGAGCACAUCAAACCAAAUCAGUGGCAGUAUGGAAUACUCAUUCCAUGAUGGAGAUCUCAUACAACCAGUCAGCUUCCUCAAUGAACUUCAUCAACUGAUGGGCUUUACCACUACACCAACAUUUUCUGUGAUAACAUCUAACGCCCCUGUGAGCUCUUCAAACCAAGUAUUUGGUUCAGCUUUGGUGACAAGCAAACUGCUGUUCAACUCUUCAUCACCAGUCCCAAGUGAAGAACUAGUCCUCCGUGCAGUCACCAAUCUCUUGAAAUCCAGACAGUCACAGCUCAGCAAAUCAGUGGAGGUGGUAAACAUCACCUACGAGAAAAUCUCAGAAACCUCCUACGUAGUCAUCUUUACAUUUAACGUGAUGAACAUCACCAUGCCAGAGGAUCCUGAUCUAAGGAGCAGCACUUACCAACAAGUGAAGGAUGCUAUCAAUAAUGUGCUGAACACUCUUCUGAAUGAUCCUCACAGCCUGAUCUUGGCACCCAUAUCAUCCAAUUUCAUGAGCACAUCAAACCAAAUCAGUGGCAGUAUGGAAUACUCAUUCCAUGAUGGAGAUCUCAUACAACCAGUCAGCUUCCUCAAUGAACUUCAUCAACUGAUGGGCUUUACCACUACACCAACAUCUUCUGUGAUAACAUCUAACGCCCCUGUGAGCUCUUCAAACCAAGUAUUUGGUUCAGCUUUGGUGACAAGCAAACUGCUGUUCAACUCUUCAUCACCAGUCCCAAGUGAAGAACUAGUCCUCCGUGCAGUCACCAAUCUCCUGAAAUCCAGACAGUCACAGCUCAGCAAAUCAGUGGAGGUGGUAAACAUCACCUACGAGAAAAUCUCAGAAACCUCCUACGUAGUCAUCUUUACAUUUAACGUGAUGAACAUCACCAUGCCAGAGGAUCCUGAUCUAAGGAGCAGCACUUACCAACAAGUGAAGGAUGCUAUCAAUAAUGUGCUGAACACUCUUCUGAAUGAUCCUCACAGCCUGAUCUUGGCACCCAUAUCAUCCAAUUUCAUGAGCACAUCAAACCAAAUCAGUGGCAGUAUGGAAUACUCAUUCCAUGAUGGAGAUCUCAUACAACCAGUCAGCUUCCUCAAUGAACUUCAUCAACUGAUGGGCUUUACCACUACACCAACAUCUUCUGUGAUAACAUCUAACGCCCCUGUGAGCUCUUCAAACCAAGUAUUUGGUUCAGCUUUGGUGACAAGCAAACUGCUGUUCAACUCUUCAUCACCAGUCCCAAGUGAAGAACUAGUCCUCCGUGCAGUCACCAAUCUCCUGAAAUCCAGACAGUCACAGCUCAGCAAAUCAGUGGAGGUGGUAAACAUCACCUACGAGAAAAUCUCAGAAACCUCCUACGUAGUCAUCUUUACAUUUAACGUGAUGAACAUCACCAUGCCAGAGGAUCCUGAUCUAAGGAGCAGCACUUACCAACAAGUGAAGGAUGCUAUCAAUAAUGUGCUGAACACUCUUCUGAAUGAUCCUCACAGCCUGAUCUUGGCACCCAUAUCAUCCAAUUUCAUGAGCACAUCAAACCAAAUCAGUGGCAGUAUGGAAUACUCAUUCCAUGAUGGAGAUCUCAUACAACCAGUCAGCUUCCUCAAUGAACUUCAUCAACUGAUGGGCUUUACCACUACACCAACAUCUUCUGUGAUAACAUCUAACGCCCCUGUGAGCUCUUCAAACCAAGUAUUUGGUUCAGCUUUGGUGACAAGCAAACUGCUGUUCAACUCUUCAUCACCAGUCCCAAGUGAAGAACUAGUCCUCCGUGCAGUCACCAAUCUCCUGAAAUCCAGACAGUCACAGCUCAGCAAAUCAGUGGAGGUGGUAAACAUCACCUACGAGAAAAUCUCAGAAACCUCCUACGUAGUCAUCUUUACAUUUAACGUGAUGAACAUCACCAUGCCAGAGGAUCCUGAUCUAAGGAGCAGCACUUACCAACAAGUGAAGGAUGCUAUCAAUAAUGUGCUCUUUACUAAAAGCUUUACUGGCUAUUCCUGCAGGAGCACAUCAAACCAAAUCAGUGGCAGUAUGGAAUACUCAUUCCAUGAUGGAGAUCUCAUACAACCAGUCAGCUUCCUCAAUGAACUUCAUCAACUGAUGGGCUUUACCACUACACCAACAUCUUCUGUGAUAACAUCUAACGCCCCUGUGAGCUCUUCAAACCAAGUAUUUGGUUCAGCUUUGGUGACAAGCAAACUGCUGUUCAACUCUUCAUCACCAGUCCCAAGUGAAGAACUAGUCCUCCGUGCAGUCACCAAUCUCUUGAACUCCAGACAGUCACAGCUCAGCAAAUCAGUGGAGGUGGUAAACAUCACCUACGAGAAAAUCUCAGAAACCUCCUACGUAGUCAUCUUUACAUUUAACGUGAUGAACAUCACCAUGCCAGAGGAUCCUGAUCUAAGGAGCAGCACUUACCAACAAGUGAAGGAUGCUAUCAAUAAUGUGCUGAACACUCUUCUGAAUGAUCCUCACAGCCUGAUCUUGGCACCCAUAUCAUCCAACUUCAUGAGCACAUCAAACCAAAUCAGUGGCAGUAUGGAAUACUCAUUCCAUGAUGGAGAUCUCAUACAACCAGUCAGCUUCCUCAAUGAACUUCAUCAACUGAUGGGCUUUACCACUACACCAACAUCUUCUGUGAUAACAUCUAACGCCCCUGUGAGCUCUUCAAACCAAGUAUUUGGUUCAGCUUUGGUGACAAGCAAACUGCUGUUCAACUCUUCAUCACCAGUCCCAAGUGAAGAACUAGUCCUCCGUGCAGUCACCAAUCUCCUGAAAUCCAGACAGUCACAGCUCAGCAAAUCAGUGGAGGUGGUAAACAUCACCUACGAGAAAAUCUCAGAAACCUCCUACGUAGUCAUCUUUACAUUUAACGUGAUGAACAUCACCAUGCCAGAGGAUCCUGAUCUAAGGAGCAGCACUUACCAACAAGUGAAGGAUGCUAUCAAUAAUGUGCUGAACACUCUUCUGAAUGAUCCUCACAGCCUGAUCUUGGCACCCAUAUCAUCCAAUUUCAUGAGCACAUCAAACCAAAUCAGUGGCAGUAUGGAAUACUCAUUCCAUGAUGGAGAUCUCAUACAACCAGUCAGCUUCCUCAAUGAACUUCAUCAACUGAUGGGCUUUACCACUACACCAACAUCUUCUGUGAUAACAUCUAACGCCCCUGUGAGCUCUUCAAACCAAGUAUUUGGUUCAGCUUUGGUGACAAGCAAACUGCUGUUCAACUCUUCAUCACCAGUCCCAAGUGAAGAACUAGUCCUCCGUGCAGUCACCAAUCUCCUGAAAUCCAGACAGUCACAGCUCAGCAAAUCAGUGGAGGUGGUAAACAUCACCUACGAGAAAAUCUCAGAAACCUCCUACGUAGUCAUCUUUACAUUUAACGUGAUGAACAUCUCCAUGCCAGAGGAUCCUGAUCUAAGGAGCAGCACUUACCAACAAGUGAAGGAUGCUAUCAAUAAUGUGCUGAACACUCUUCUGAAUGAUCCUCACAGCCUGAUCUUGGCACCCAUAUCAUCCAAUUUCAUGAGCACAUCAAACCAAAUCAGUGGCAGUAUGGAAUACUCAUUCCAUGAUGGAGAUCUCAUACAACCAGUCAGCUUCCUCAAUGAACUUCAUCAACUGAUGGGCUUUACCACUACACCAACAUCUUCUGUGAUAACAUCUAACGCCCCUGUGAGCUCUUCAAACCAAGUAUUUGGUUCAGCUUUGGUGACAAGCAAACUGCUGUUCAACUCUUCAUCACCAGUCCCAAGUGAAGAACUAGUCCUCCGUGCAGUCACCAAUCUCCUGAAAUCCAGACAGUCACAGCUCAGCAAAUCAGUGGAGGUGGUAAACAUCACCUACGAGAAAAUCUCAGAAACCUCCUACGUAGUCAUCUUUACAUUUAACGUGAUGAACAUCUCCAUGCCAGAGGAUCCUGAUCUAAGGAGCAGCACUUACCAACAAGUGAAGGAUGCUAUCAAUAAUGUGCUGAACACUCUUCUGAAUGAUCCUCACAGCCUGAUCUUGGCACCCAUAUCAUCCAAUUUCAUGAGCACAUCAAACCAAAUCAGUGGCAGUAUGGAAUACUCAUUCCAUGAUGGAGAUCUCAUACAACCAGUCAGCUUCCUCAAUGAACUUCAUCAACUGAUGGGCUUUACCACUACACCAACAUCUUCUGUGAUAACAUCUAACGCCCCUGUGAGCUCUUCAAACCAAGUAUUUGGUUCAGCUUUGGUGACAAGCAAACUGCUGUUCAACUCUUCAUCACCAGUCCCAAGUGAAGAACUAGUCCUCCGUGCAGUCACCAAUCUCCUGAAAUCCAGACAGUCACAGCUCAGCAAAUCAGUGGAGGUGGUAAACAUCACCUACGAGAAAAUCUCAGAAACCUCCUACGUAGUCAUCUUUACAUUUAACGUGAUGAACAUCACCAUGCCAGAGGAUCCUGAUCUAAGGAGCAGCACUUACCAACAAGUGAAGGAUGCUAUCAAUAAUGUGCUGAACACUCUUCUGAAUGAUCCUCACAGCCUGAUCUUGGCACCCAUAUCAUCCAAUUUCAUGAGCACAUCAAACCAAAUCAGUGGCAGUAUGGAAUACUCAUUCCAUGAUGGAGAUCUCAUACAACCAGUCAGCUUCCUCAAUGAACUUCAUCAACUGAUGGGCUUUACCACUACACCAACAUCUUCUGUGAUAACAUCUAACGCCCCUGUGAGCUCUUCAAACCAAGUAUUUGGUUCAGCUUUGGUGACAAGCAAACUGCUGUUCAACUCUUCAUCACCAGUCCCAAGUGAAGAACUAGUCCUCCGUGCAGUCACCAAUCUCCUGAAAUCCAGACAGUCACAGCUCAGCAAAUCAGUGGAGGUGGUAAACAUCACCUACGAGAAAAUCUCAGAAACCUCCUACGUAGUCAUCUUUACAUUUAACGUGAUGAACAUCACCAUGCCAGAGGAUCCUGAUCUAAGGAGCAGCACUUACCAACAAGUGAAGGAUGCUAUCAAUAAUGUGCUGAACACUCUUCUGAAUGAUCCUCACAGCCUGAUCUUGGCACCCAUAUCAUCCAAUUUCAUGAGCACAUCAAACCAAAUCAGUGGCAGUAUGGAAUACUCAUUCCAUGAUGGAGAUCUCAUACAACCAGUCAGCUUCCUCAAUGAACUUCAUCAACUGAUGGGCUUUACCACUACACCAACAUCUUCUGUGAUAACAUCUAACGCCCCUGUGAGCUCUUCAAACCAAGUAUUUGGUUCAGCUUUGGUGACAAGCAAACUGCUGUUCAACUCUUCAUCACCAGUCCCAAGUGAAGAACUAGUCCUCCGUGCAGUCACCAAUCUCCUGAAAUCCAGACAGUCACAGCUCAGCAAAUCAGUGGAGGUGGUAAACAUCACCUACGAGAAAAUCUCAGAAACCUCCUACGUAGUCAUCUUUACAUUUAACGUGAUGAACAUCACCAUGCCAGAGGAUCCUGAUCUAAGGAGCAGCACUUACCAACAAGUGAAGGAUGCUAUCAAUAAUGUGCUGAACACUCUUCUGAAUGAUCCUCACAGCCUGAUCUUGGCACCCAUAUCAUCCAAUUUCAUGAGCACAUCAAACCAAAUCAGUGGCAGUAUGGAAUACUCAUUCCAUGAUGGAGAUCUCAUACAACCAGUCAGCUUCCUCAAUGAACUUCAUCAACUGAUGGGCUUUACCACUACACCAACAUCUUCUGUGAUAACAUCUAACGCCCCUGUGAGCUCUUCAAACCAAGUAUUUGGUUCAGCUUUGGUGACAAGCAAACUGCUGUUCAACUCUUCAUCACCAGUCCCAAGUGAAGAACUAGUCCUCCGUGCAGUCACCAAUCUCCUGAAAUCCAGACAGUCACAGCUCAGCAAAUCAGUGGAGGUAGUAAACAUCACCUACGAGAAAAUCUCAGAAACCUCCUACGUAGUCAUCUUUACAUUUAACGUGAUGAACAUCACCAUGCCAGAGGAUCCUGAUCUAAGGAGCAGCACUUACCAACAAGUGAAGGAUGCUAUCAAUAAUGUGCUGAACACUCUUCUGAAUGAUCCUCACAGCCUGAUCUUGGCACCCAUAUUAUCCAAUUUCAUGAGCACAUCAAACCAAAUCAGUGGCAGUAUGGAAUACUCAUUCCAUGAUGGAGAUCUCAUACAACCAGUCAGCUUCCUCAAUGAACUUCAUCAACUGAUGG